AUGGACUCGAACAAUUCAGGACGUGGAGGCUGGAAGCCCCAGACAGCAAAGUUUAAACAGGAGAUGAAUAUCAUGCGCCAAGAAAAACUCAUAGCACAGAAAAAACGAGAAAUUGAAGAAAAACUGGCACGACAAGCACAGAUGAAUGCAAAGACCACUGCUGUUAAAGUUCACAACAAGUCCCUGCCAUCAGUUGGUUCCACUUCUCCCGAUUCGUCAUCAAACAAAUUUGCUAAUGAUGGAAGUUUUUUGCAGCAGUUUAUAAAGCUGCACAAAGAUAAGUCUUCUAAUCCUGAUUCUCCUAAUGACACGAAAAACACAACCGCCUCGUCAUCAGUGGGAAAUGUACAGCAAAAAAAGAGUAUUCUCUUUGGCAAGCGGCCAGGGCUUGGAGUCAGUAGCAUGAUAAGUCAAUACAAGAACUACUCUCAGUCUAAGAAAUAUCCUAUUCUGAGCCACAGACCAAGUGCCUUUUGCUCAUCAGAGGGUGAAGAAGAAGAUGAUGAAUCAGAUUACUCCAGAUUUUUAGAGAUUAAAGUUUCUCCUCCAGAGGAUUCUGAUACCCGACUCAUUAUUGACAAGAUGGCCUCUUUUGUGGCUGAAGGAGGACUUGAUCUUGAAAGAAGAGCUAGAGAGGACUACAAAGAAGACCCAGUUUUCUCAUUUUUAUAUGAUAAAGGCAGCAGUGACUAUCUGUACUUUAAAAGAAAAGUUGCAGAACUUCAAAGGAAUCUAUCAAAACCUAACAAUACUUUUGAGUGUGUCUCCCCCCCAGUGGACCUCGAAACUCAAAAAGUAGCUGAGAAGCUUGCUAGAUUUGUGGCAGAGGGUGGAGCAGAGGUGGAAGCCAUUGCUGUGGACCGUAACAAAGACAACCCUGCCUUCAGUUUUUUAUAUGAGCAUCAAAGUCCAGCUUAUCGCUUUUAUAAGGAGAAGGUAAAGGAGUACAGUGGUACAGCUUUUCAGCCCCAACAAGCAGUAACUACUCCUCCAGCUGCCUUGAAUUCUCCCACUCCCAGCAUUGAAGCCCCACCUGUCAAACGGAAGAGAAAAAGCCGUUGGGGUUCUGAAGACGAUAAAGUUCCGCUGCCGAUUCCAUCUAUUGUUAUUCCAGAGGAUGUAGGAUUUCCUCAACUCAAUAUACCUUCACUCUCCGCCCAAGAGCUGAAAGGUCUUGGUUACAACAAGGGAAAGCCUGCUGGCCUGGUUGGAGUCACUGAAUUAUCAGAAGAUCAGAAAAAACAGAUAAAAGAACAGCAAGAGAUGCAAGAAAUGUUCGAUAUGAUAAUGAAACACAAGCGAGCAAUGGCAGACAUGAAGGUGAUGUGGGAAAAAGCAGUGCGAGAGCAUCAGCACGAAUAUGAUAGCGAUGAAGAAAUUGAUCAAAGUCAGGGCACCUGGGAACAUCGUCUAAGGAAAAUGGAAAUGGAGAAAACACGCGAGUGGGCAGAGUCGCUUACUGAAAUGGGUAGAGGAAAGACCUUUAUUGGUGAUUUUCUGCCUCCGGAUGAGCUAGAUAAAUUUAUGGAAACCUUUAAAGCACUGAAGGAGGGCCGUGAUCCUGAUUACUCUGAAUACAAAGAAUUUAAGUUGACAGUGGAAAAUCUUGGUUUUCGAAUGUUAAUGAAGAUGGGCUGGAAAGAAGGAGAGGGUCUUGGAAGUGAGGGUCAGGGAAUUACAACACCAGUGAAUAAGGGAACUGUAGCUGUAGAUGGAGCAGGUUUAGGAGUUGAUCGACCAGCAGAGCUCACAAAGAAUGAUGAUGAAUAUGAUGCGUUUAGAAAGAGGAUGAUGCUGGCUUACCGCUUCAGGCCUAAUCCACUGAACAACCCUCGAAGACCGUAUUACUAA
Knipowitschia caucasica is the source of this 1851-nucleotide messenger RNA. NCBI's taxonomy places the organism in Eukaryota, Metazoa, Chordata, Actinopteri, Gobiiformes, Gobiidae. The record is from the annotation of a GenBank genome assembly.